CAUGUAAGCUAAGCUAAACCUAAAUUCCAAAUUUGUCAAAAUCAGACCAUUGUUGAAACUUUUAACGGACAAACCUCGUUAUAAAAAUCAAAUUUGUCAAAGUCAGGAUUUGAAAAUCAAACUCUAAUGUGGAGACUCAUGUUCCAACUAAAUAUAGUUGAAACUUGUAAAUCUUCUUAUCACAACUCAUCAUACUGCAUGAAUGCAUAAUCUAUGCCUGUAAUGAAUAGUAUGUACUUUGUGCAUACAUUAGAAAAAUGUCAUCUCUUAUCAUCUUCAUCUUAAUUGUUUAUAAUCAUCUGGCAUCUGUCAGAAGAGUACACCUUGGGGUCAAGUUUAGUUAGAUUGUGAUUUAUUAGUGUAGUACUGUAAUAUUUUUUAUGAUAAAUGGUUCACAUGUGUAUUUUUCUAAGGUCAGUCACCAUAAUAAUUUUAUUUGCUGUUGAAGAAACACAAUCAAAAGUAGCAACUGACAUACAAGAUAUUACCCCUCCCUGGGAUGUGCCUCUCAGUGCAAAGUACAUGAGGAGUUUUGCAUAUCCCACGAUCAAGGACAGACUUCCUGUUAUCUUAACCAAGGUCAUAGACGGUUUAUCAAGAGAUAAAGAGGCUAUCGCUGCUGAAUAUGGUGAGGAAGGCAGAGAGGAUGUCAAACGGGUGAUCAGCUGUUUAUCCCAACUGAAAAAUGAAAUGGUCACAGACAAAUAUUUCACCCAGUUGGUAUGCGGAGAUGAUGCAUCGAAGUGGAAUGUCUACUGGCGUAACAAGACGGAAAACGGGACAAUGGUGUCCUGGUACUCUACUGAGUGGUUGUAUGCAGAGACGUACUUCUACAGGAGGAUAAAAGAAGCUUUCCUGUUGAGGUAAACACUUGGAGUGAUACACUUUG
Messenger RNA from Homalodisca vitripennis (glassy-winged sharpshooter), 889 nucleotides. Its product is annotated as damage-control phosphatase ARMT1-like. Bases 388 to 867 code for a protein of 159 amino acids. The record is from RefSeq and is a predicted model, not a curated record. Gene Ontology annotation, biological process: DNA damage response. Gene Ontology annotation, molecular function: phosphatase activity. Lineage: Eukaryota; Metazoa; Arthropoda; Insecta; Hemiptera; Cicadellidae. The transcript has 4 exons. Gene Ontology annotation, cellular component: nucleus; cytoplasm.